Messenger RNA from Tympanuchus pallidicinctus (lesser prairie-chicken), 6387 nucleotides. It is a transcript of the gene CNTN6, whose product is annotated as contactin 6. Gene Ontology annotation, biological process: brain development; cell-cell adhesion. The record is from RefSeq and is a predicted model, not a curated record. Gene Ontology annotation, molecular function: cell-cell adhesion mediator activity. The coding region runs from base 35 to 2908 and encodes 957 amino acids. The transcript is spliced from 21 exons. Lineage: Eukaryota; Metazoa; Chordata; Aves; Galliformes; Phasianidae.
GUGGAAGCAAAAUGGCACAGAUAUUGAUCAUACCAUGAGUUAUCACUACAGGUUGGUUGGAGGCAGCUUGGCAAUCAAUAACCCACGUAAAAAACAGGAUAUUGGAACAUACCAGUGUUUGGCCACAAAUUCAUUUGGAACAAUUCUGAGCAGGAAGGCAAAGCUUCAAUUUGCAUAUCUUGAGAACUUUGAAAUGAAAACAAGAAGCACAGUGUCAGUCAGAGAAGGACAAGGAGUGGUUCUGCUCUGUGGUCCUCCACCACAUCACGGAGGCUUGUCUUUUGCAUGGACCUUCAACAAUAACACCUUAUACAUUCAGGAGGACAGACGGCGUUUUGUUUCACAAGAAACGGGAAAUCUGUACAUUGCCAAAGUAGAGCCAUGGGAUGUGGGCAAUUACACCUGUGUGGUGACCAACUCCAAGGCUGGGCAGAGUGUUCAGGGGCCACCCACUCCCCUCACCCUGCGCAGUGAUGGUGUGAUGGGAGAGUAUGAACCAAAGAUUGAAGCACGUUUUCCAGAAACAACAUACGCAGCAAAGGGCUCGUCUGUUAAACUGGAAUGUUUUGCCCUUGGAAAUCCGAUCCCUAGUAUCAGCUGGAGGAGGUCUGAUGGAAGCUCACUGACAAAGAAAAUCAAACACGACAAAAACAAAGGAGUUAUUGAAAUCCCAGAUGUUCAGCAAGAAGAUGAAGGCUCUUAUGAGUGCAUUGCAGAAAACAUUCGAGGCAGAAACAUUGCAAGAGGUCAAUUAUUUGUCUAUGAACUCCCUGAAUGGGAUAAAAAAAUCGAAAGUGCCUUUCUGUCUCUCUAUGACAGUUUGUUUUGGGAAUGUAAGGCAAAAGGAAACCCAACCCCUUCCUACAGCUGGUUAAAAAAUGGACAGCCUCUCAUGUCAGAGGAGAGAAUUCAAGUGGAAAAUGGAACUCUUAUCAUACCGAUGCUGAAUAUGUCAGACUCUGGCCUCUAUCAAUGUGUGGCAGAAAACAAGUACAAUACUAUUUAUGCCAGCGCUGAAUUGAGGGUCAUAGCGGCAGCCCCUGAUUUUUCCAAAAAUCCCGUGAAAAAAACAUCUGUUGUUCAAGUUGGUGGUGAUGUCACCAUUGGUUGUAGACCAAGUGCUUCUCCCAGAGCAGCUAUUGACUGGAGAAAGGGCCCCGAGGUGCUGCGCCUGAACAAAAGGGCCCUCUUACUGGAGGAUGGCAGUCUCAGGCUCUACAACAUCACCAAAUCAGAUGCUGGGGUGUACACUUGUAUAGCAACAAAUCAGUUUGGAGUUGCCAGAAAUUCAGGGAACCUGAUUGUGAAAGAAAGGACUGUAAUUACUAUUCCACCUUCUAACAUGGAUGUAACAGUUGGAGAAAGCAUAGUCCUUCCAUGCCAGGUUUCUCAUGACCCCUCCAUGGCUGUGGUGUUCACGUGGUUGUUCAAUGGCAACAAAAUUGACUUCAAAAGAGGAAUGCAUCAUUUUGAGAGAAUUGGAGGAGAAUCUGUUGGAGAUUUGAUGAUAAGAAAUAUUCAACUUCAUCAUACUGGGAAAUAUGUGUGCAUGGUGCAAACAACUUUAGACAGUCAAUCUACAGCAGUAGAUAUAAUUGUAAGAGGUCCCCCAGGCCCACCAGAGGAUGUUAGAGUUGAACAUAUUUCUAGCACUACUGCUGUGUUAUCCUGGAAAUCUGGAAUAGAUAACAAUAGUCCAGUCCAGAUCUACAGCAUUCAGACAAGGACUCCUUUCUCAGUUGGAUGGCAGGCAGUUUCAACAGUUCCUGAAGUCCUCAAUGGUAGGACUCACAAAGCAACAGUGGUUGACUUAAGCCCUUGGGUUGAGUAUGAGUUCCGUGUGGUUGCCAGCAACAGUGUUGGAACUGGGGAGCCGAGCAAGCCAUCAGCUCUACUGAAAACCAAAGCAGCAGUUCCCACAGUGGCACCAACGAACGUCAGCGGAGGAGGAGGGAGCCGCUCUGAGCUGGUCAUCACAUGGGAGCCAGUGCCAGAAGAACUACAAAAUGGAGAAGGUUUUGGCUAUAUUGUUAUGUUUCGUCCUCUUGGCUCAACAACGUGGACAAAAGCAGCCGUGGCUCCCUUAGAAGCAAGUAAAUAUGUUUAUAGGAAUGAAAGCAUUCCACCUCUGUCUCCUUUUGAAGUGAAAGUUGGCGUCUACAACAAUGAAGGAGAAGGGACCCUGAGCUCCAUAUCCACUGUCUACUCUGGAGAAGAUGAGCCACAGAUAGCACCAGGAGACACUUCAGCACUGAGCAUCUCGGCAGCAGAGGUGGAGGUCUCCUGGCAGCCCAUUGCAUGGAACAGGCACACAGGCAGGGUGCUGGGCUAUGAGGUUUUAUAUUGGACAGAUGAUCCCAAGGAAAGCACAGCUGGUAAAGUCAGAGUCAAUGGGAACAUAACAGCCCAAAAUAUCACAGGCCUAAAAGCUAACACAGUGUAUUUUGCAACAGUUCGGGCUUACAACACAGCAGGGAUGGGGCCCUCCAGCGCCCCGGUAAAUGUCACCACUAAAAAGUCACCUCCCAGUCAACCUCCAGCAAAUAUCGCAUGGAAACUGACAAAUUCCAAAAUCUGCUUGAAUUGGGAACACGUGAAAACAAUGGAGAAUGAAUCAGAGGUGCUAGGAUACAAAAUUUUGUACAGACAAAACAGACACAGCAAAGCUCAUAUACUGGAGACAAACAACACUUCAGCUGAACUCCUGGUGCCAUUUGAAGAAGGUUAUCUCAUAGAAAUAAGAACCAUCAGUGAUGGUGGGGAUGGCAGCAGCAGCGAAGAAAUUAGGAUCCCAAAAAUAUCAAGUUUAAGCUCCGGAGGAAUAAAAUUGUCUCCAAGAGAACUGCAUAUGUUGACAUCUGGGAUCCUACUCUUGAGUUUUGUUCUUAUAUACUCUUUUCCUUCGUGAAUGAAGCAAUGGACUCUAAAAAUCGAACUACCUGUAGAUUCUAUCUUAAUACUUUAUCACAACCAAAAUUUCCUGUAAAGAAAAAUAGUGGGGAUGGGGGGGAGACAGAGAUUGUACACAUAUAAGGAAAUGUAAAUAUUAAUAAUGCAUUAAUUUAAAAAUAUAAGCUUUGAAAUUCGUAGAUACAUAGGUACCAAAUAUAACUUGAAAUUGUGAAAAGAGUGAUCUCAAUUUUUUUUUUUACUAAUUCUUACUGAAACUCCAACUUAAUGGGAUGGUAGAUGUGGAAGAUUUGCACCAGGAGGAAACUGAGAAGAGACUUGAAAUUGCUUGUGAUGUGGAUAUUAAUUAUCUCACGUUCUUCAAUGUAACCUCUAAAUAAAAACCACCAAAAACAUUUCAAAUAAAUAACAGUUAGUUGUUUACUUUGGGUAUUACAGGAACCACUAUAGAAUGCAUUUUGUGAAGUAUAUUUGUAGGGGAACUGUUAGUUCAGGGCUUCGACUGGUAAUUGAACACCUGGUGAAGGGGUGUGCCUGGCCCAGACAACACAGGCAAAUUGUUUGCACCUGUACCCCCACUUAACCAGAAGGGUAGAGGCCCCCUGGGCUCAGAUAAGGGCCACUGUUGGAAGGAGAGCAUCUCUUGGACUUAGGCUGCUUCCUGAGGAGAUGUGCUGCCUACAUAGGGAUCCCUUUCACCAACUGGGGAAAACAAGGGCUGCACCAGAACAGAGGAUGUCUUUCAGGAUGCUCCCACUACUGUAUCUUGGUGAUACUGUUGUGAUGUAUGCGUUGGCUGUGGCACAUUUCUGUGAUAACUGCAGUAAAGCCACGUAAUCACAACCAUUGAAGAGAACCCAAGAAGGAUCAUGUAGGUUGUUGUCAAAGCUACUUUUAUUACUGACCAAAAAAAGAGAUCAAGCAAGAAAACGUUGAAUCAGACAUGGAUUGAAGCCAUGCAACCAGGAGGAAUUUGCCCUACAUAGCGAUGAAAUUAACAUAAACCAUAAACAAAAUGAAGACACUUGCUAUUUUCACAUUCCCGUUUUGAAAUGAAAGUAAAGCAGAACAAACAAGAAACUAAAAUCAUAUGUAAAGUCUACAAUGUGUUUCUGCCUCAGAGCUGCAAUAAUGAAGGCUCCUUCUUCUAAAGGAGCAAUAUUCAGCAGCUUCAUAUGUUUGACCCUGAGUUUUGCAGUGAUGAAAAGAAGAAACAGAGGAGCCUCAGCCUCACCUUGGCAUAAUGAUCUAUUUUCAGGCUUUUCAUAAGAUCUAGAACCACCAAAAGUAGGAGCAGGAGAAGGCAAGAGAGAAAAGAGAUGAGACAUAGUUGUUAGGCACAAUGACCAAUCCCUUUCAUGUGAGGCCAGUGGACUUGCUUAAGAGUGGGAUGCACUGGGAUUUUAAGAAACUUAAAUAUAUUUUCAGAUCUGCAACUGACCGUGCUCUUCCAUGCUCCACUUAAAAUUGUGUUUUCAGAAAUGCAGAUUUCUUCUCUAAUAGCCUCAUGGGGGGAAGCUGAGCAGGGCUAAGAGGCAGGACUUGGCUCCCAUCCUCUGCAGAACUGGGAAGCCAAAAGACCCAAGAGCACAGCUAAACCCAGAGCUCGAAAACGCAUCCGAAGAGCAGUGCUUUACAGGUAAGUUGAUCAGGCAAAGCUCAGAUUCUUUAGCCAUCAAAGCUGAAGUAAAAUAUUAGUAUGUUGAGAAGAACAGUCAAGGAAAGAAUAUUUAAUUAUAAAGGGACAGCAACAAAACCAUCAGAAAGGAAACAGGUGAAGUUGAAAACUCUCCAGAACUCUCCUGCUCUUGGUGCAUCACCUGCUGAAAUAAAAGAAAAAAAAAUUGUUUAAGUUGCUGUGAGCUCGGUCUUACACAUCAUUAUUAAAUGCUGAAAGUUUAAUAUUUCAUAUAGAUGGGAUGAGGAGAUUGCAAGAGAAACUGAAUAACCUCCAUGGACUUCUGAAAGCACUGAGACCAAAUCCACCCUGAAAGGAAAUGAACAGUAAAACUAUAUUGUUGAAAUUAAGUCCCGUAUUUAUAGCGUUUGUCUUAAUUUCAGAGAUUUAUUGAAAAGGGAUUUGAAGAAGAUGAAUUAAUAGUAAGAAAUGACAGACUAAUCCUUUCCUUGGGACCCGUGAUUAUAUGAAGGUGUAGUGAAAACAGCAGAGAGAAUGCUAGGUGCCCUUGCUGGAUGGAUACUACGUUCAGUUUAGACAUUAAUCUACAAAAGUGGAUUAAGAAAAUCAGAUGUGAGACAUUUUCACAAGGGUUUUGUUCAGUCUUGGGAACUACAUCUACAAAGAGUACACUUUAUAGCUCUGAGAAAUCACCAGGGAAAGGGGUUGGAAAAUAGAUUUCAAUUCAUUUAAAAAAGAUUAAACACUGCCAUAAAGUAAUCUAAUUAGUUUUAUCCUUUGUUCUGCUCUGGACAUCUUCAGAGCCGUCUGUUUUAUUCUGCUGCUGCUAUGCUGCCUUUGCCCCCAUGGAAAGGGCUCUCCCUGCACCACUGGGCUACAAAACAUAGCUUUGAGAGCACCAGAAAAGGUCACUGCAGAAAUCAAAUGAAGCUGUAUAAUGAGACUUAUCUUUAAAACCUCUUGUUAAUUAAAAGAUGAAGAUUUGAGCCCGGUCAUGUUUCCAAUCAAAACAAAGAAAGUUUUGCAGUCACUUGAAUGGCAGCCAGAUCAUAUUUCUGAUAACACUGAUCAAACAUCAAAUGCAAGAGGGCAGAAUGGUAAGCGUGAGAGUCAGAAAGGCAGCAAGCAGAGAACAUGCUUGGUGGGCAUUGGCCUGCUGGUAUGAUUUGCUUAGCUAAUUAAGGGCAAUCUUCAGAAACUUAUCAUUCUUAAUUUGCUUUCAUGAUGAUAAUAAUAACGUAUUACUGCGUGUUUGUCAAAGACACUUUAUUGUGCAGUUGCCUUUCAAGGCCAGGCUGGAGGCAAGCUGUUAGAGAGGAGGCACGGAGCAGCACGGAUCUGGUGUGCAAGCUGGAAAGGAUUAGCUGAGAGAGGUCUAAAAUGAGCUGUCAAAUGCUUUCGUUUAAGCAUUCUGGAGAGGAUUCUUAAGUCAUUGAGCUCUAAAUACACUGGGAAAAAAAAUGGAGCUAGAUGAAGAUGCAAAUAAAUGAAAUCGGGAGGCUAUUUUAAAACAGAAUGUGAGUUUAUAAAUAGUGUAAUAACAGAAUACUUUUUGAAAAAUCAGGAAAAUAUGUCAAAAAACAGAAAGAAAAUUAACUAUGACCAAGCAGAAAAUACAGUCACUUACUGUGAACAGCAGAUAUUAGAUCUGAAGGAAAAAUAAUCUAUACAAUUCUCUUUUCUCCUGAAUAAAGCUGACACACCAUUUUGUCUCAUAAUCUGCUUUCCCAUGAUGCAACAGUAUUCUAAAUUAUCUAAUAUAAUCACUUUAUCCUGUUUGAAAUUAUUGUGUCACAUUCCUGAGAACGGUUCAGGAGGUGCCUCAGACCAGAGAAAUG